CAGUCGAGAAAAGACGUUGUUAUUGUACGUUUGAAAAAAAAAUUAUAUACGUAUCAUUUCUUAUACUAUCUACGUAUAUACGUCCUUACAACCAUUCAAUUUGAAGAGUUCUGUCAGAGUAUUUCUAUAAACAUAUUGGCUUCUAGGAUGAAUUUAGUUGUAGCAGUAACAGUCGUAUUCAUAUCAGAAUAAAUAUUCAAAGAUAUAGGUAACCUGAUAUUAAAGCUGUCGUGACCCAUAGCGAUAACUGGUGAAAUAUUUCUAUUUUCUAUGAACUACUUCAAAUACCUGAUUUAUUAUUCGACUUGGCAACGUAGCUGCCAAUUUCAUGUAACAGAUUCGAGGGUCUUCUCUCCAUAUGUACCCAAAAAAAUAUAUGAGUAUUCACAACAGAAGAGUUAAGACUGAAUUAGAAGAAAUGGGACAAGAUAAUGAUAUGAUAUCAUUUGACUAUGAUGACCAGCAUACAAUUGACCUGCAGUAUACUGAAAAUAUAAAGACUGAAGAUAUAAAAACUGAUGACAUAAAGACUGAAGACGAUGAGAUUGAUAACAUAGAUAUUGUUUACCAGUUCAUUGAUGAGAAUGGAAUAAGACCGUCCAAUGGAUAUAAAUCAGGUGAAAUGAAAGGAGAUUAUAGUUUGAAUGAGAGAAAUACUUUUGAAUAUGUUGCAGAAAUUGAAGCCUUGAGCAGUGAACAUAACUCAUCUAAUAAAUAUCAGAUUAGGAAUUAUAUGGAUGCUGUUCCUUUUAAUGAACAAAAACAAGAAUGUCUAGUAUGCGAGUAUAGAACAAAUGACAAGCCAAAUUUAAAACGGCAUUUUAAUGAGGUUCAUUUGAAUAUACGAAAAUAUAAAUGUGUGUUUUGUGAGUUUGCAGCUAACCGGAAGAGAAACCUUGAAAAUCAUAUUAAGGCUGUUCAUUUGGUUAUACGAGAACAUAAAUGUCACCUGUGCAACUAUAUUUCAGCUAAUAAAAAUAAUAUUGAAAGGCAUAUAGCUGGAGUUCAUUCGAAUAAACGAGAACAUAAAUGUGAGUUUUGUGAGUAUGCAGUUAAUCAGAAGGAAAAACUCAAAAAUCAUAUAAUGGCUUUUCAUUCGGAUAAACGAGACCAUAAAUGUCACCUAUGCAACUUUUCUUCAGCUUAUAAAAAGAACAUCAAAAUGCAUAUAGAUGCAGUUCAUUUGAAUAAGCGAGAAUAUAAAUGUGUGUUUUGUGAGUUUGCAGCUAACCGGAAGACAAACCUUGAAAAACAUAUUAAGGCUGUUCAUUUGGUUAUACGAGAACAUAAAUGUCACAUGUGCAACUUUUCUUCAGCUAAAAAAAAGAAUAUUGAAAGGCAUAUAGCUGGAGUUCAUUCGAAUAAACGAGAACAUAAAUGUGAGUUUUGUGAGUAUGCUGCUAAACAAAAGGAACUACUUGAAAAACAUAUAAAGGCUGUUCAUUUGGAUGAACAAAAACAUAGAUGUCACCUGUGCAAAUUUGCUUCAGCUUAUAGACAGAACCUCAAAAGGCAUAUAGUUGCAGUUCAUUCGAAUAAACGAGAACAUAAAUGUGAGUUUUGUGAGUAUGCUGCUAAACAAAAGGAAGUACUUGAAAAACAUAAAAGGGCUGUUCAUUUGGAUGAACUAAAACAUAGAUGUCACCUGUGCAAUUUUGCUUCAGCUUAUAGACAGAACCUCAAAAGGCAUAUAGAUGCAGUUCAUUGGAAUAUGAACGGAAAGGGAAGAGUCGAUAAAGAAAUGAAUGUUAUUCGCUUCAAUAAACGAGAAAAUGUGUGUUAACAUGUUCAACUACUCAUUAUCACACUCAUACUCCUUUACGAGUAAUGUUUCAGUUUAAAAAGAAACCUAAAAAAGCAUUAAAAGCACUAUUCAUUCGAAUGUAAAAACAACUUGAAUAUGACCUAUACAAAUCCAUUGUAAUUGGUUACAAAAUUAUCAUGUGGAAAAUGAGGAACUACCUCCAGUACCUGGUGAUAUUGACGAUUCAGAAUUUAAUAAUUUGAUCGUGACGAAAAAUGUACCUGAUAUACCUCUCAACAAUCAGAGUGUGAAUAUCAACGCUUGCAGCAGAGAAUUAAUUAAUAAAUAUUUUAUCUAAUUAAUUCAUAUUCUUAAAUGAACCCAUUUUAAUUAUUUAUUUUUAUUUCAAUUAAAUUGUGAACAACAAUUUCUUCAAAAUUAAUUCAUAAGCAGUAAUGUUUUCAAAUAAACAAUCUAUUUU
This is a messenger RNA of Harmonia axyridis, 2225 nucleotides long. Its product is annotated as zinc finger protein 711-like. Bases 359 to 1783 code for a protein of 474 amino acids. Gene Ontology annotation, molecular function: RNA polymerase II transcription regulatory region sequence-specific DNA binding; DNA-binding transcription factor activity, RNA polymerase II-specific. The transcript has 2 exons. Gene Ontology annotation, cellular component: nucleus. Gene Ontology annotation, biological process: regulation of transcription by RNA polymerase II. NCBI's taxonomy places the organism in Eukaryota, Metazoa, Arthropoda, Insecta, Coleoptera, Coccinellidae. The record is from RefSeq and is a predicted model, not a curated record.